Leguminivora glycinivorella is the source of this 5282-nucleotide messenger RNA. Its product is annotated as AMP deaminase 2. Gene Ontology annotation, molecular function: AMP deaminase activity. The transcript has 14 exons. The record is from RefSeq and is a predicted model, not a curated record. Gene Ontology annotation, cellular component: cytosol. Gene Ontology annotation, biological process: AMP metabolic process; IMP salvage. Bases 56 to 2779 code for a protein of 907 amino acids. Lineage: Eukaryota; Metazoa; Arthropoda; Insecta; Lepidoptera; Tortricidae.
UGGCAGCGAGGCGAGAGCCGUGCUGGAGGAGCGCCGGGACGAGUUCGAGCACGACAUGGUGAUGCCGCACUUCCAGCGCGUCGCCAUCAGCGGAGAGGACACGUCGGGGGUAAGUGGAGCUGGCAGCGAGGCGGGAGCCGUGCUGGAGGAGCGCCGGGACGAGUUCGAGCACGACAUGGUGAUGCCGCACUUCCAGCGCGUCGCCAUCAGCGGAGAGGACACGUCGGGGGUAAGUGGAGCUGGCAGCGAGGCGGGAGCCGUGCUGGAGGAGCGCCGGGACGAGUUCGAGCACGACAUGGUGAUGCCGCACUUCCAGCGCGUCGCCAUCAGCGGAGAGGACACGUCGGGGGUAAGUGGAGCUGGCAGCGAGGCGGGAGCCUUGCUGGAGGAGCGCCGGGACGAGUUCGAGCACGACAUGGUGAUGCCGCACUUCCAGCGCGUCGCCAUCAGCGGAGAGGACACGUCGGGGGUAAGUGGAGCUGGCAGCGAGGCGGGAGCCGUGCUGGAGGAGCGCCGGGACGAGUUCGAGCACGACAUGGUGAUGCCGCACUUCCAGCGCGUCGCCAUCAGCGGAGAGGACACGUCGGGGGUAAGUGGAGCUGGCAGCGAGGCGGGAGCCGUGCUGGAGGAGCGCCGGGACGAGUUCGAGCACGACAUGGUGAUGCCGCACUUCCAGCGCGUCGCCAUCAGCGGAGAGGACACGUCGGGGGUAAGUGGAGCUGGCAGCGAGGCGGGAGCCGUGCUGGAGGAGCGCCGGGACGAGUUCGAGCACGACAUGGUGAUGCCGCACUUCCAGCGCGUCGCCAUCAGCGGAGAGGACACGUCGGGGGUACCCUUGGAAGACUUGCAACAAGCCUCCUCCUACCUGGUGCAGGCGCUAGACAUCCGCAAGCGCUACAUGGAGAUGUCCCACCAGAGCUUCUGCACCAUCACCGCUCGCUUCCUGAGGAAUAUGGACCCUGACGCGCCGGCCAACCAUGCGCCUUACACUAAGGGUCCUAGUGGACAUAUAGCAGAUCACGUAGUGCACCCACCGUUCAGGGACAAGGACCCGUGGGAGUGCCACAUGCCAGAGCCGAAGGACUACGCCAUCCGCUCCGACCGUGGCGUCUUCAACCUGUAUACUAAGGGCGCAGACGGCCAGGAGACCAGAGUGCCGUACGAGUAUAUACCUCUGUCGGAGUACAUUCAGGAUAUGAGUACGAUGUGCAACAUGAUCGCGGAUGGACCGCUGAAGUCCUUCUGCUACCGGCGACUGUCCUACCUGUCGUCCAAGUUCCAGCUUCACGUGCUGCUCAAUGAGCUCCGGGAACUAGCUUCACAAAAGGCUGUGCCACAUCGCGACUUUUACAACAUCAGAAAAGUGGACACUCACAUCCACGCAGCAUCGUGCAUGAACCAGAAGCACCUGUUGCGCUUCAUCAAGAAGACCCUGAAGAACCACGCCGACGAGGUGGUGACGCUGCACAAGGGCGUGCCCAUGACCCUCAAGGCCGUCUUCCAGUCCAUGAACCUGAGCACCUAUGACUUGACUGUGGACAUGCUGGAUGUGCAUGCGGACCGAAACACGUUCCAUCGGUUCGAUAAGUUCAACGCGAAGUACAACCCCAUCGGCGAGUCCAGACUCCGUGAGGUGUUCCUCAAGACCGACAACCACAUGAACGGAAAAUACUUUGCUAGGAUUAUAAAGGAAGUGGCUUCGGACUUGGAGGAGAGUAAAUACCAGAAUGCGGAGCUCCGUCUGUCCAUCUACGGCAAGAGCACGAACGAGUGGGCCAAGCUGGCCAAUUGGGCCAUCCAGUACGACGUGCACUCCAACAACGUGCGGUGGCUCAUCCAGAUACCUAGGCUUUACGAUAUCUUCAAAUCGAACAAGAUCAUGAACAACUUCCAAGAGCUCCUGACGAAUAUUUUCCUGCCCUUGUUCGAAGUCACCAAGGACCCCAAUAGUAACAUAGAGCUGCACAAAUUCCUAACGCACGUGGUCGGCUUCGACAGCGUAGACGAUGAAUCCAAGCCCGAGAAUCCGAUCUUGGACCCCGAGGUCCGCGCCCCGGGCGACUGGGACGACGAGGAGAACCCCCCCUACGCGUACUACCUCUACUACAUGUAUGCCAAUAUCACCGUGCUCAACCACUUCCGCAAGGAGCAAGGGCUGAACACGUUCGUCCUCCGCCCGCAUUGCGGCGAGGCUGGACCUGUACAGCAUCUCGUCUGCGGGUUUAUGCUUGCUGAGAACAUCUCCCACGGACUGCUGCUUAGGAAGGUUCCAGUACUGCAGUACCUGUACUACCUGACGCAGAUCGCGAUAGCCAUGUCUCCGCUCAGCAACAACUCCCUGUUCCUGAACUACCAUCGCAACCCGCUGCCAGAGUUCUUGGCUAGAGGACUCGCCAUCACGCUCAGCACAGAUGACCCGCUGCAGUUCCACUUCACCAAAGAGCCGCUGAUGGAGGAGUACAGCAUCGCGACGCAAGUGUGGAAGCUGUCUUCCUGUGACAUGUGCGAGCUGGCGCGCAACUCCGUGCUGAUGUCCGGCUUCCCGCACGAGAUGAAGCAGUACUGGCUGGGCCCCAACUACAUGAAGGAGGGCGUGGCCGGCAACGACAUCACGCGCACCAACGUGCCCGACAUCCGCAUCUCCUUCCGCUACGAGGCGCUGCUCGACGAGCUCACCAACAUCUUCAAGGAAGGGAUGUCGGCCCACCAGAUGAACGUGGCUUCCCGCUCGCGGCGCACUGUCACUGAACCGGGGCCCGAAAACCACAUUACCAAUUAGAUUCUUGUAAAUGGGGUUGCCACCUGUUCUUAGUUAAAUAUAUAAUUUACACUAAUUACAUGUUUUCCGAAAAUUGGUGUCACAAAGUACACCUGAGGAAAAAAUUGUGUCUGCGUCAUAAAAGCGUGAGCUUUGUUUCUAUAACUUUUCAACGAUAAACCAAGCCAAAAUAUAGUAAUUAUAAUGGUGGCAGCCCCUGUUCAUAUACCAAAGGGUCAUACACGGGUCUUACAACAGUUAAAAAGCAACUGACGUGGGCAACUUAUUAAUAAAAAAAAAUUUACCUACCGCGUCUUGUGAUAGAUCUUUAGGUACUUGAGUCACAUAUUUAAAUCGCUAUUUCGUUUAAAGCCUGUGUACGACCUCAGUAAAAAAAACGUUGUAAAGAUUUUAUUGACCCAUAAUAUUUAAGAUUAAAAUCAUGUUUUAAUUGUAGUUGUUAAUAUAAUCAUUUUAUAUCUUUUGUUUACUAUUUGAAAAUUAUGAUAGGCAAACUAUGCCCCAAAAAAAAUUAAGUGUAAUGUUAAUGUGAUAAAGUUCCCCAUGUGAUAACUAGGUGAAUACAAAUGAAAGUGCCAUUACAUUCCUUGUUGAAGUUUCGAAUUUCCUGUAUUGGUGGUUCAGUAGAGAGAAUAAGAAUUUUUGCACGAAUGCUGCACGGAAACACAGCCAGUUUUAUCUGUACAGCCUAGAAAAAGAGUAGAACAUAAUAGAGGCGCCACUGUCUAUGUAAACCAUGUUGCAUGUGACAAUGACGAGUAUUGAGUCACUUUUGUGUGAGAAAAGUAAGUGUUGCUUAAUGUAUGAUAAAAAAAGUUUAUUUCUACUCGUUUUUGCCAUGCUAUAACUGACAUUUUUGCAUUUCGCGUGACACACUUGCUUUUUAUAAGUUUAUAAUAAAAUGAGUCUAACUACCCAAAGUAGUAUAGAAUAUGUAUGUUGUGUUUUCGUGCAAAAAUUCUUGUCUAAUCCUGAUUCAUUAUCCCUUUAUCCAAAAUACUAAUAAGGUAGACGUGGACAAGCUUUGUAUCUAAAGAAUUACUUACUCCAAAUCUAUCUGUCUAUUAUUUUUUCCUUGUUUAUAAAUCGUAUAAGCAGAAAAUAUUUGGUUCUCUCAUAUUUAACUGCUCUUUUCCUUGUUAGUCCAGUAUAAAAUAAAAAAAAUCCUAUUAUACGAAAUCAAGUUUAAUAUUUAACCUUUAAAAUAACUUUGUAUUUAACCUCAUGAUCAAUGCUACGUACUUAAAGAAAAAAAAAUGUUAUAAUACUUAGUCACUUUCAUUAUCUACGCAUAUUAAUGACAACAUUGCGUUAUGGGACACAUUAUUUAACAAACUCACAUUUUGUUACGGAUAUCGUACUUAGUUAUUUACUAAUUGUUCUUGUUAACCUAUUAUUAAUGUUAUAUCAGGGUGAUCGCCUAACUGACCUCAUGUCGUAACUAAAUAUUAUGUAAUUCUACUCACACUCACAUAAUCUGAUCUCAUCCCACUUCUGAUGUCGUGUUCUAUCUUCAUUUUCUUGCAAAAUUAAAUAUUGUUUGUACCUAGUGCUGCAAUUAUGGUAUGAUGGUAGUUUAAUAACAUUUGAGUUUAGUGUAAACAGUAAAUACAGAAAUUCAAAUAAUUUCAGUCAUCUAAUAUUCACAUUGGAUUAAAUCAGGUUGUGUGUGAGAUAUGGAAUAUGGUUGUCUAUUUUGUUGUUCACAAGUUCACAUUACAUAUGUACAAUUGUACAAUUUAAAUAAAAACUCAGACUAAAAUCUUAUCACAAUUGCAAUAAGGGUGUCUACGAUUUUAACUAUUAGUACCUAAGUAUUCUAUAUGAUAUAGGUAUUUUGAAAACGCACAAAGAGUCAUUGUUCAAAAGUUUCAAUUGGUUCGGGGAAGAGUUUUGAAUGUAUACGUGUGCACUGUGCAGUCAUUCAACCGAGUGCCUCUAAGCUAAGAUGUCAUAACUACAACGAAUUUUCUCUCCAACUUUGCGAUUGUGAUGAGAUUUUGUCACUUGAUCAGCUUUAUUUUUGGUUGUGUUAUAAUCGCUUAUUGUUUGUUUGUCCACUUUUGUGUGAACCUCAAGAAAAAUACAUCAAGAAUUUCAUUGUCAUAGAUAUUUUUAUAAAAGAGCAAAGAAUGGAAUAUAAUUUUUGUACUCAAUUAUAAAAAAACACAUUAGAAGCAAUGAAAUAAUUUGCAUGUAUUUACCGAGUAGAUUUCGUUUAUAUAUUAUCCUUAUUAAGUAUAUAUUUGUGUAAAAGUAAUGAGAAAAUUUCUUUUUUGACCGUAGUAAUCGCACUCAGUAAGACUAAAAAUAUAAAAGGUAACGAUUGUUGUUCGUACUUAAUUCAUAAAUAAAUGUAAGUAGACAUUUUGCAAGUUUUGCAACCGACAUAAUUAGGUAAAUAAUUAUGGUAUAUAAUCAACACAAAUAAAUUAAACGAGUGAUAUAAAAGCUCGGAACCAAAUGGAAUAUUAAUGUUGGAAAUAAAUAUUGAUCACAAAAA